AUGGCCAAGAAGAAAGCCCCAGCAGGCACGAAGGCAACUGCAAAAGCUGCAAAAAAGGCCAAAGCAGCCCAAAAAGUCGAGCGCAAGGAGAAGAAAAAAGUUUCAAAAUCCAAGGAUGAAGUCGAGGAGGACGAUGACGACCUCGAAGGGAUACUCGAAAGGAUGCAGCGGGAAUGGGAAGAAGCUCAUACUGUGACCGAGGAACUCGUCGAGGGACCACCCAGUCGACGUGUAAACGCGACGCUGACCGCGUGUCCAAACGGGAAUCAUCUUUGGUGCAUUGGAGGCGAAUUUUUUAGCGACGAUGGGAAAGCAUACUUUUACAACGAUGUCUUUCGCUAUUCGCCCGAGAAGGAUGAAUGGCGGAGGUUUGUAUCGAAAAUUUGUCCUGGACCUAGGUCGGCACAUGCUGUGGUAGCGUCGCCUUCAAGUGGCGGAAAGAUAUUCCUAUUUGGCGGCGAAUUCUCCUCCUUGCACCAAAACACGUUCCACCAUUACCGCGAUUUCUGGUGCUUCGAUAUAACGACUCAUUCGUGGGACAGGAUUGACACCAAGAUUCGGCCAAGCGCGCGUUCCGGACAUAGGAUGGCCAUUUGGAAACAAUAUAUUGUCCUCUUUGGUGGAUUUUACGACCCAGGCGUAACAACUCGAUAUCUGAACGAUCUUUGGCUCUUCGACACGCAAGAGUACAAGUGGCGGCAAGUAGAGUUCAAGGAUACGGAACCACGUCCUUCAGCAAGAAGUGGCUUUUCUUUUCUUUCGACACCUGAUGGAAUCGUUCUACAUGGCGGCUACUGCAAAGAGUACGUUAAAGGAAAGCGCCCGAUCGAAUGUGGCUCGAAAUGCCGGCAGGAAGGAAAAUCGACGGCAGACCCCUUGAAACUCAAAUGGGAACGCCGGAAGAGACCUUCGACGGCCUAUGCUCCAUCGCUACGUUCAGGAUGUACUAUGGCGGCGUGGGCUCCGAGAAACACGGGAGUGAUGUUUGGGGGAGUGACAGAUGAGGACACAUCGGAGGAGACGCUUCGAGAGAACGGCUACCAGUGGACGGGGAAGGGGAAGUGGGUGUCGAUGACGUUAAAGCGACCUAAGAAGGCUGGAGGGACUAAGAAGAAGAAACCAACGAAGAAAGAGGACGACGGCGACGACGACACGAUGGUAAGGACCCUCAUCCUUCGCUUGCUAGAUACCUUGUUGAUGGCGACAUUGCAGGAAACGGAUGCCCUUUCUCAGGAUGCCGAGGUGGACCCCGAUGAUCCUAGCCAGACGCUUCCUCUACCUCGGUAUAAUGCCAUGCUUGCUGUUUUGCGCAACACACUCUAUUUAUAUGGUGGCAUAUUCGAAAAAGGCUCGCGCGAGUAUACACUCGACGACUUUUAUUCGCUGCAGCUCGACAAGAUGGACCGAUAUGUGUGCUUGAAAGAAAGCGGAGUCGUCAUAGUUGAGGGUGACGACGAGAGCAGUAGCGAUAGUGAGGAUGAUGAUGGAGACGACGACGACGACGAAGAUGGUCAUGACGAGACUAUGAUUGGAGAUGACGAGGCAGCCACCUUUGAUAAAGAACCCGACGAAAUUGCCAUGCUCAAAGAAGUUGAGGAAGUUCCGGAGACACAAGCUGAGAAGGAUGCUUUGCGCGCUCAGGCAACGACUUUCAUGGGUGUCGCACGGGAUAAUACACGUUCUGCCGAAGAUGUUAUCAGUACGCCGUUACCCGGAGAGACGCUUGCCAUGUUCUACUCUCGGUCCCGGGAAUACUGGGCACAGAAGGCCCACGCGACGAGUGACAGCCGAGGGAAGCAACUCCGUCGGGAUGGAUUUACGCGUGCUAAAGAGCGAUAUGCGGAAUAUAAGCCUAUCCUCCAAGAAGUGGAGAAGAUCUUGGCCGAGGCUGGGUUGGAUGAAGAAGAAAUGAGAAAAGGAGCUGCGGUGGGGCCAGGGAGUGGUGGCGGGCAGAGUCGAAACCGCCGUUAA
Messenger RNA from Desarmillaria tabescens, 1971 nucleotides. RefSeq names its product galactose oxidase. The record is from RefSeq and is a predicted model, not a curated record. Bases 1 to 1971 code for a protein of 656 amino acids. The transcript is spliced from 16 exons. NCBI's taxonomy places the organism in Eukaryota, Fungi, Basidiomycota, Agaricomycetes, Agaricales, Physalacriaceae. Gene Ontology annotation, molecular function: protein binding.